UAAAUAAAUAAAAAUAUAUAUGUACAUAUAAAUAUUUAAAAUAAAUAAUAUUAAUUUAAAUUUCGAAAAUGGAUUGCCAAAAAAUUGAAGUAAUCUUUGAACACUCCACGGUAUGACCAUUCACUUAUUUUCUACCGGCAUAUUGUUAAAUCAAACUUGUGGUCACACUAGUGUAGAAUCUGCAAACAUACGAACGUAAACAAAUAUCUUUCUUGAAGUAAUUAAAAAAAAAACAAAAUGCCAUUAACUGCAGAAAGUGCGGCACAACAAAUUCAGGAACGACUGAAAGACAUACAACAACACAUACACAAAGUGGACAGUGAACGGCGUCGUGCAGAAACUUCUAUUGCAAAUAUUGUGCGAGCACAGCAAAGUCAGAUAGCGACCCCGAAAUUAAAGAGUCUGCUGCAGUCAAAGAUAUUGGAGGCCACACAGGAGGAAGCAACGAUAAGAGCAGCGUUGGCUAAAAUCCAUGAAAUACGCAACAUACGGAAUGAACGUCGCAUUCAAGCUAGAAAUGCGGGCAAUAAAGAAGCCAUUCGUCGUGGUGCGCUCAUGAAAAUGGUGCAAUUGUCGGCGCAAACGUUGCCGCUAUUCGUUAGCAAACCAGGCGAACGAGCUCCGGCUCUUUGCGGAGCAAUUCCAGCUGAGAGUAGCUAUGUAGCCAAAGUAGGCGACAAUGUGGCCGCCUUGGCCAAGGGCAUUGAUGAGGAGGAGAACUGGAUCUUGGCGGAGGUGGUGCAGUUUCUACAUCGUCAGAACAAAUACGAUGUUAUUGACAUCGACGAGGAGCAAAAGGAUCGCCAUGUACUAAGCAAACGCAAAGUUAUUCCACUGCCAUUGAUGCGUGCAAAUCCGGAGACCGAUGGUCAUGCACUCUUUCCCAAAGAUACAGUUGUGAUGGCUUUGUACCCACAAACUACGUGUUUCUACAAAGCUAUCGUGAAUCGCCUGCCACAAACAGCUACCGAAGAUUAUGAUGUGCUAUUUGAGGACUCGUCGUAUUUGAAUGGGUACGCGGAACCGCUGCCUGUAGCCCAAAGAUAUGUCAUUGCAUACAGACCCACCAAGAAAGGUGGCAGCAGCGGCAGUGGAAAUCUCUCAUCGGCUUAAGCAAUAACAAAAA
Molecule: messenger RNA, 1126 nt
Organism: Drosophila sulfurigaster albostrigata
Lineage: Eukaryota; Metazoa; Arthropoda; Insecta; Diptera; Drosophilidae
Gene: Sgf29
Product: SAGA-associated factor 29
Exons: 4
Coding region: 238-1113 (291 amino acids)
Cellular component (GO): SAGA complex
Source: RefSeq, a predicted model, not a curated record